UGCCAUAUAGUUUCCAGUUGCCUUGAAGAUGAAUGGGUUUUCCUUUCGUGUUCUGGUUCACAGCGCGAGUGUAUCUCCAUCCACGUGGGGCAGGCAGGUGUCCAGAUUGGCAAUGCCUGCUGGGAGCUGUAUUGCCUGGAACACGGAAUUCAGCCCGAUGGUCAGAUGCCAAGUGACAAAACCAUCGGCGGUGGGGACGACUCGUUCAACACGUUCUUCAGUGAGACCGGGGCUGGCAAGCACGUGCCCAGGGCAGUGUUUGUGGACCUGGAGCCCACCGUGGUUGAUGAAGUGCGCACGGGGACCUACCGGCAGCUCUUCCACCCGGAGCAGCUCAUCACCGGCAAGGAAGAUGCAGCCAAUAACUAUGCCAGAGGCCAUUACACCAUCGGCAAAGAAAUCGUCGACCUGGUGCUGGACCGGAUCCGCAAACUGGCGGAUCUGUGCACAGGCCUGCAGGGCUUCCUCAUCUUCCACAGCUUCGGGGGAGGCACCGGCUCGGGCUUUGCGUCUCUGCUCAUGGAGCGGCUCUCGGUGGACUAUGGCAAGAAGUCCAAGCUGGAGUUUGCCAUUUACCCGGCGCCCCAGGUCUCCACGGCCGUGGUCGAGCCCUACAACUCCAUCCUGACCACCCACACGACCCUGGAGCAUUCCGACUGUGCCUUCAUGGUGGACAAUGAAGCCAUCUAUGACAUCUGUCGGCGCAACCUCGACAUCGAGCGGCCCACGUACACCAACCUCAACCGUCUGAUUGGGCAGAUCGUGUCCUCUAUCACGGCCUCCCUACGAUUCGACGGGGCCCUGAAUGUGGACCUGACGGAAUUCCAGACCAACCUGGUCCCGUACCCCCGCAUCCACUUCCCCCUGGCCACCUACGCCCCGGUCAUCUCGGCUGAGAAGGCCUACCACGAGCAGCUCUCUGUGGCUGAGAUCACCAACGCCUGCUUUGAACCGGCCAACCAGAUGGUCAAGUGUGACCCUCGCCACGGCAAGUACAUGGCCUGCUGCAUGCUGUACCGGGGGGACGUGGUCCCCAAAGAUGUCAAUGCGGCCAUUGCCACCAUCAAGACCAAGCGUACCAUCCAGUUUGUGGACUGGUGCCCAACUGGAUUUAAGGUGGGCAUCAACUACCAGCCCCCCACCGUCGUCCCCGGGGGAGACCUGGCCAAGGUGCAGCGCGCUGUGUGCAUGCUGAGCAACACCACGGCCAUCGCCGAGGCCUGGGCUCGCCUCGACCACAAGUUCGACCUCAUGUAUGCCAAGCGCGCCUUUGUGCACUGGUACGUGGGGGAAGGCAUGGAGGAAGGCGAGUUCUCGGAGGCCCGGGAGGACCUGGCGGCGCUGGAGAAGGAUUAUGAAGAGGUGGGCGUGGACUCCGUGGAAGCAGAGGCCGAGGAAGGGGAAGAAUACUAGAUGGAGUGUGGCUGGCAGCCAUUUAUUUGUAUCUCCCCGACUGUAAUUUACAGAUUUAUCUAUUAAAAUUUCUGUAUUGAGGCGUCCCGUCUCUUGUGCUUCAUUUUGACAAAAUUCCCAAUCCAGAUACCUGGCUUUUCCAAAGAGAUUUCUAGAGGGGAAACAUCCGUUUAUUUCUUCUCAAAAGAACAAAUUAAGCAUGUCUGUGCACAUUUAAUUGGUAACUACAUUACCUCCAGAAAAGCUUCAAAAGGCUCGGUUGAGGGAAUCGGAAAAAUGCUUUACUCAAAUAAUAUAUAAAGUCUUUAGCUCGCCAUACUUGGUGUUCUCGGGACGGCAAUCUGCCUUUUUCGCCCAAAGAGAGCUUUCUGAAAUCAUGGGAUGACUCUGCACCCCGGCUUGGCGGCGUGGAGCCGGGUCCCGCCGCUUCUCCAGGGCAGCGCAGACCCAGGUCGGAAACGCCCAUCCUUCCGGC
This is a messenger RNA of Loxodonta africana (African savanna elephant), 1888 nucleotides long. RefSeq names its product tubulin alpha-3 chain. The transcript is spliced from 4 exons. Gene Ontology annotation, cellular component: microtubule; cytoplasm. NCBI's taxonomy places the organism in Eukaryota, Metazoa, Chordata, Mammalia, Proboscidea, Elephantidae. The record is from RefSeq and is a predicted model, not a curated record. Gene Ontology annotation, molecular function: GTP binding; structural constituent of cytoskeleton. The annotation marks the transcript as partial. Gene Ontology annotation, biological process: microtubule cytoskeleton organization; mitotic cell cycle.